Messenger RNA from Photinus pyralis (common eastern firefly), 1247 nucleotides. Its product is annotated as coiled-coil domain-containing protein 137. The record is from RefSeq and is a predicted model, not a curated record. The transcript is spliced from 4 exons. NCBI's taxonomy places the organism in Eukaryota, Metazoa, Arthropoda, Insecta, Coleoptera, Lampyridae. The coding region runs from base 68 to 898 and encodes 276 amino acids.
AAAAUGUGUGGUAGUGAAAGGUUAUGUUCAACUGUUUUGAGGUUAUGUUGUACUCAUUUUUAAAAACAUGGGACGAAAAAUACCCGGAAAGAAGCAUAGGGGUGUGCGAGACCCGGAAAAGCAACGGGAAUUAAGGCUUCAAAGCCUUAAAGGGAAAAUUAACGCUCCCCCUGUAAAUCCAGACGUACAAGAAAUUCCUAGAAGUCUAAAUCGUUUAAUCGCCUUAAAGAAAAAGAGUUCAGAACAGAGGAAGCCGAAAAAGAAGCGAAACCAGUUCAAUAUCGAACGGGAAAAAGGAGAAUCGGAAAGAGACUACCUUAGUCGCGUUGAAAGCAUCUGUGACGAUAUCAUAGAAGAAAAUCGCCACCUCGAUUUUACACGAAACGAUAAAACUGGCGAAAUUGAAAAUUUCACUGAGAGAGACGAAGAUGAAGCGGUGAACAAUCGGAAACGUAAACGUGACGGCAAGCUGAAGAAAUUGGAAGAAGAACUUCUUAAGCCUAAAGUAACCAAAUCGCAGAAACGUAAAAUGAAACGUUUGCAAAAACAGCAGGAGCGUGAAUCACGCGACGAGGUUGAUUUCGCGAGUAAGAAGGAUAAUAUCAAGUUUGGAGAGAUUGUGCACGCGCCGCCUAAUUUAGUUAAGCCAAGAUAUGCAUCGAAGGAAGGAGGUGCUGCUCGGCCUGGCAGAAAAAACUUGCUAUUGAAGACGAUAGUUGAUGAUAAAAAUGAUAGAAGUAAAACUAUUGACAAAAAAGGAACUGCAAGUAAAGUUAUUGACAAAAAGGGUAAACGAAAAAAUCUGCCAAAUGCUUUGAGAAGAAAAAUGGAGAAACAACAAACCGAAAUUAUUAAUGCGUAUAGAAUGCUGAAAAGCAAAAGGCAAAAGGGAGAUUAAGGCAAACAUUGUAAAUUACAAAAUAAAUUAUAAUUUUGCUUUAAUAUUUUUUUGGUCAUUCCACUGCACAAGUAGACAAGUUAUCGAAAGGGGUGCCUACCAUAUAUGCUCCAUGUUGGGCGCCAAAUAAUUUUGUUGGUUUUGUACCAAAUUUUAGUUUGCUCAAUACUGGUGCUGGAAGAACUAAUUUGCUGUACUUGUUACUUUGUUUGUUCUGGAAAGGGUUGUUAUAGUUAUAGGUAUUUAUAAAAUAAUUACACACUGUUAGAAAAAAUAUGCAAAAACCAAUAAGACACCCUAAUUCUUUUAAAUUAUUCUACUUCUAACAAAUUAUAUACAGAUAUAUUUA